Molecule: messenger RNA, 1668 nt
Organism: Pieris rapae (cabbage white)
Lineage: Eukaryota; Metazoa; Arthropoda; Insecta; Lepidoptera; Pieridae
Exons: 2
Coding region: 965-1435 (156 amino acids)
Source: RefSeq, a predicted model, not a curated record
CAAUCAUAACUUUUCCUUUUUAUAAAUCCAUCAAGCCAUUUAGCCUAAAUAGCGAGCUAAACAUUUAAAUUUGGCGCUAAAAAUUCGCUAUUUUGUUUUUAAAAUUAUGAUAUACCCAGUGAUAGUGACAUCACAGUAUAUACGAAUCUAACGACACCUCUCAAGCGAAAAUCCAUCAAGCCGUUCGGGCUGCAGAGCUUGCCAAAGAAUUAUACAUACAUACACUCGAAAAACAUAACCCUCCUUCUGGCGCAGUCGGGUAAAAAGCUAUCCUUGGGUACUUACCUAUAUUAAGUCGAUGAUCUUAUUAACAAAGCUGACUCAAAUUCUAAACUACCGUUUUUAAUAUUCGAACUUAGAAAAAAAAUGUUUUUAACCACUGGCAGUAGGCCCAAAGGUCAUUGUACGAAAUUCUUCGUGCUCCGCGUCCGUACUAUACCAUAUAACACCUAAUUCAUAAAAACUAAAUUGGUAUAAUUACCUUACAGAAGCAUAAAAUUGUGAUUUAUACUGUAAUUAACUUUAAUCUGCUUUCAAUUUGUGGUUCAUGUUCUGAUGAAAAUACAAUGUAUUUAGACUGAUUUAGGUUUUAUAAUUAGGCGCUAGUUCAAGGUACAGUUGUCUAAUGACAAUUAUAAUGUUCUAAGAAUAUACUCAAAUAUUAAAAUAAUAGCUGAUCCCCAGAACAACUUGUGUGGAUUAAUUUUUAGUACUGGUAUAGUUUUGUUAAAAACAAAUAUAGAUAAACGCCAUCUAUUUACCGAAUAUGUCACUUCAGUUACAGUUAAACUGUUGCGAAACUAUUGAUGACCCACGCCCUUAAUCUGAAAGACUGGCUCUAUCAGCCCAUGUUCCUAUUGACUAACAAGAGAUGAUGAUCCGGCUCGAAGGACCAUGAACACAAACUCAACGAUCCCAGGACGGAGACUUAUUACUCGCCACGCAAUCCAACCUAUUCGAGGCCAUGUUGCUGCCGACAAUCAGGCGAAACUUUACUCCUAGGCCCGAACAGUUUGGAUUCCGAAGUGAACAUUCCACCACCCUCCAGUUGUCGAGAGUGCUGCACGACAUCACCGCCGCCCUUAAUAAGAAAGAGGUGGCGGCUGCAGUAUUUUUCGACAUAGAGAAAGCCUUUGACCGGGUCUGGCAUCCUUCCUUCUCGAACGGCGGUUCCACGUCUCUGUCGAGCUGCCGGCCAAUCACCGCGGGUGUCCCCCAGGGCACCCCGAGUUUAACUCCCGAUGUCCUUCGUGGAAUGAUGGAGGGGCUUCUGGAUGGAGUCAGGGAGAGCCUCAUGGGGGAGGUGAUGCGGUCUGUGGAGGGCAUGCUCGAUGCCAAGAUGGCGGGUAUCAGUGACAGGCUCCUCCCUGAGCCUGUGUUACGCCCUCCGUUGGCGGCGUCGGACCGUGGGCCAGGGGGCCCCCGAGGGUUCUAAGGAGAGAGGGGGCCCGGGGCUACCACAUGUUACGAUGGCCCGGGGCCCUGCAGCCCCUAGUGGCGGUGGCUGGGCGACCGUCACUAACGCACCUCCCGCUUGGCAGCGCGGAAGACAGCAAUAGUGUUGCGAUACUGGCAGCAGUGUAGUUUUAAUUUAAUUUACCAUAAUUUUGUAAAUCAGUCAAUAUUUGUAUAAUUUGUUACUGUAAUAAAGUAAUGGGGGUUUUGUAA